Molecule: messenger RNA, 1500 nt
Organism: Bactrocera dorsalis (oriental fruit fly)
Lineage: Eukaryota; Metazoa; Arthropoda; Insecta; Diptera; Tephritidae
Product: putative cyclin-dependent serine/threonine-protein kinase DDB_G0272797/DDB_G0274007
Exons: 2
Coding region: 1-1500 (499 amino acids)
Source: RefSeq, a predicted model, not a curated record
AUGUUUAAAAUUCGUGAUGAACCAUACGCGCAUAUGUCAGUAUUCGAAAAGCUGCUGCCAACACAUCCCGGAAGCCUCUGCUACACACUAUUGUUACAUCGUACCGAAUUGAAGAAUGGCGGUGCUCGUGAUUUCGAAAGCACUGUGCGUUUAACUAAGUCAAAAUAUUACGUAACAGAAAAGUUGAUUGCCCAUAUGAAACCAAAAAUGUAUCGACUAAAGGCUGAUGAGUAUCCAGUAAUUAAACAGCAGCAGUCGUACUGCAAGCGAUUGAAACAGAAAAUGAGCAUUUUAAACGAGCAACAGGAGAGGAAACAUAAGCGUGCCAUAAAGGCGACAAAAUCGUGGGAGAUGUACUUAGACGAUGAUUUGGCGUAUAAGAAAUACCGCGAAAUAAGGUACUUCGACGAGGUGGAGGAUGUGGAAGAUGAAAACGACGAGGAAAACGACUCCGACAACUCCAAUUCAAACGACGACUCCAAUUCAAACGACAACUCCAACUCAAACGACGACUCCAACUCAAAAGACGACUCACACGACGUCACCGAUUCAAAUGACAACUCCAACUCAAAAGACGACACCGACUCACACGGCGACUCCGUCUCAGACGGCGACUCCGACUCAUACGACGACACCGACUCACAAGACGGUACCGACUCACACCGCGACUCCGACGACGGCUCCGAUGACGGAUCCGACGAUGACUCUGACGAUGACCCCGACGACGGUUCCGACAAUGACUCCGACGACGAGAGCUUCAAUGAGGAGAAAAAGUUGGACAUAAAAAUUCAACCUGAUCACACGAAUGCAAUAUACCAUCAUUUGCUACAGAACAGAUCAGAAGUACCUCGGCGUGACCAAUUUCGUGUGAUGAGGGGGCUAGACUUGUGGAGGGCGGAGAACAGGGAUGACAAGGUUAUGAACACGUUUAAGGAUUAUUUGCAGAAUGGCGCAAAAUGGCAUGAAGCAGCAAUUGAAUCUGCGCGGCAAAUGUUAUUCCGUAGUGAACAAGAAAGAAAGGAGCAUCAACUAGCCGAGGAGCGUCAACAAGCCAAGGAGCACCAACUAGCCGAGGAGCGUCAUCAAGCCAAGGAGCGUCAACAAGCCAAGGAGCAUCAACUAGCCAAGGAGCGUCAACAAGCCAAGGAGCAUCAACCAGCCGAGGAGCGUCAACAAGCCAAGGAGCGUCAACCAGCCAAGGAGCAUCAACUAGCCGAGGAGCAUCAACUAGCCGAGGAGCCUCAACUAGCCGAGGAGCGUCAACAAGCCAAGGAGCGUCAACAAGCCAAGGAGCGUCAACCAGCCAAGGAGCAUCAACUAGCCGAGGAGCAUCAACUAGCCGAGGAGCCUCAACUAGCCGAGGAGCGUCAACAAGCCAAGGAGCGUCAACCAGCCAAGGAGCAUCAACUAGCCGAGGAGCAUCAACUAGCCGAGGAGCGUCAACAAGCCAAGGAGCGUCAACUAGCCAAGGAGCGUCAACAAGCCAAGGAGCGUCAAUAA